AUGACUAUGAAGCACACUCGUCAGACAAGACGAAUUCAGCUGUAUCCAAUAAAUAUUGUCAAGGAUUCUAUGAAACGAGAACAAACUAUCUUGACUGUCGUGAAUGAAACAACCAGCAAUAGUUACAAAGCUGAUAUUUGGCCAGAAAUUAUGUCGGUUAGUCGCAUACCAGAAUUAGCCGAACAAGUGCUAUUAACCAGUGAGCAUGAACGUUUGCAGUUAGCAACAGAAAAACUACAAAAUAGUGCUGUGGCUAUUGGUUGUCCACGUACACCACUCCGUUCAUCUUCGACUAUAGACAGAAACAAAUGUAAACAUUAUUGUGUAGACCAUUACAAAUAUACUCUGGAAUCGAAUACAUCACAAAAUUUAUCUGUUACACAAGCAGUUGAACUCGAUCGUAUGGCUGAUGAAUUUGAGAAUGUCGAUGCAUGCACUGUUCAUCGUGACGAUGAUGAUAUUGACCACAAACGACGCACCGCUGGAUUUAUGGCUAUCGUUUCCAAUUGUAAUUUUUUUUUUUCAUUGUGUGCGCACGUAUGUACCUGUACUGCUGACCGGUUAAUAACUACUCGAACUGCAUAUUUGUGUGAAUAUUUUUUAAUGGCGACUUGUAAAAAAACUAUGGAACAAUCACCACCAUCGACGAAUCCCACUCUUAAACGGUUAUGUGCUGGUAUUGAUUUAAAACAAGCGUUUGUCCAGACGUUGUUAAAUGAUGAAUCAUUGCAGUCAGCUAUUGCUGAUGUCGUUCAGAAAAACGAUAACUCAAUUACAGUAGCUGCUGAGAAAAUCGUUAAUGUUAUGUUUGACUCCCUCUUAAAACAUUUAUGCGAUCAGAUUGAAUUGUUAGAAAGCCGUACUAUUAAACUCGAACAAAAAACACUUGAUUUGGAGCGGUACAAUCGAUCAUUUAACUUGCGAUUUUAUGGGUUUGAAGAGAGAGGAACAAAUGAUAACACCAAGAAACGUGUGUCCGAAUUUUUAACCAAAAAUCUUGAAACUAAAAUUCAUCAUCCAGUUAUUGAAAAUUGUCAUCGGGUUGGUGUUAAACGUGCUGAUAAACCCCGUCCUAUCAUCGUUGGUUUCCAUUCGCGCCCUUUUCGUCAAUUGAUUUUGACAUCGUUAACUAAAUUGAAAGGACAAAACUUAGGGAUAACCGUGGUUGAAGAUUUAACAAAAUAA
Didymodactylos carnosus is the source of this 1185-nucleotide messenger RNA. The record is from the annotation of a GenBank genome assembly. Lineage: Eukaryota; Metazoa; Rotifera; Eurotatoria; Philodinida; Philodinidae.